Molecule: messenger RNA, 1662 nt
Organism: Pteronotus mesoamericanus
Lineage: Eukaryota; Metazoa; Chordata; Mammalia; Chiroptera; Mormoopidae
Gene: CREB3
Product: cAMP responsive element binding protein 3
Exons: 10
Coding region: 211-1281 (356 amino acids)
Biological process (GO): regulation of transcription by RNA polymerase II
Cellular component (GO): nucleus
Molecular function (GO): DNA-binding transcription factor activity, RNA polymerase II-specific; RNA polymerase II cis-regulatory region sequence-specific DNA binding
Source: RefSeq, a predicted model, not a curated record
CCUCUAUUUGCAUAGCACCGGGACGUGGCGCCGUACCUAGGCCACUUCCGCACUAUAGGAAACUCCAAGUCCCGGAAUGCCUUGGGGUAGUUACGUCACUUCCGCUGUGUUGGAAGCUGCAGAGAAUUGAGUCUGAAGGGCAGGUCCAAGAUUGAGAACGACGACUAAGUAGCUGGGGGGAAAGCCGGCUGAAGAGGGACUAGUGGAUAGAUGUCCUAUAUGGAGUUGGCGUUGGAGUCCAGUGAUCAGGACCUGCUGGGCUUCCUGCUAGAGGAAAGCGGAGGUUUGGGGGCGGUGCCCGACGAGGUCUGGGAGUCUCCACCGGCCUGGGAUUUGCCGCUCUCUGAGGCACUAAGCGAUUGGGACGUAGAGGAUUUCCUGAGCUCUCUGCCGAGUCCUCCAGCAUCACUGACCGUUCUCAGCAACUCUAACCCCCGUCCUGUUCACCAUGAUCACACCUACUCUCUCCCACAAGAACAUGUUUCCAUAGAUCUAGAUAGUGGGAGCUGUGGAAAAGAGGGGACCCAGAUGACUCCACUGCAUGAGGAGGAGCCGGCAGAGCAGGAGACUGUUAGGCUUGUACUGACAGAUGAGGAGAAGAGACUAUUAGAGCAGGAGGGGCUUACUCUGCCUGGAACACUUCCUCUCACUAAGAUGGAGGAACAAGUUCUGAAGCGAGUGCGGAGGAAGAUUCGAAAUAAAAAGUCAGCUCAAGAGAGCCGCAGGAAGAAGAAGAUGGUCUUGAAAUACACAGCCCAGAAUCUGGAGCUACAGAACAAAGUACAGAUCCUGGAGGAACAAAAUCUGUCUCUUCUGGAUCAGCUGAGGCAGCUCCAGGCCAUGGUGAUUCAGAUAGCAAACAAAACCAGCAGCAGUAGCACCUGUGUCUUGGUCCUACUGUUCUCGUUCUGUCUCAUCUUUGUACCUGCUAUGUACUCCUCUGACACAAGGGGGAGCCUGCCGGCUGAGCACGGAGUGUUAUCCCGCCAGCUUCGUGCCCUUCCUCACCAUCUGGAGCUGUCUGUCCUGCAGUCGGAGGUACCAAAGGAUAGCUCAGACCUUGAGCUCCAGGCUCCUGGCAACUCUUGCUGCCUGCUCUUGCACGCGCCUCAGGCUUCUGGCACAGAGCCUCCCCUGAAGCUGCCACUCUCUGACCCAUUCUCACAGUUCCCCUGCCCAGGCCCCAUCCUUCCCCUGCAUGCAAAUCUCACAAGAGAGGGGGGAUGGCUCCCUGCAUAUAGACCUGUAUCUGUUAUUUUACAGGGGAGAUACUCAGGCUAGAGUAGAGGCCUGGGGCCUAUGGGGUGUCUUAAAUGAAAAGGAAUGGGAGAGGGACUAGUCUUAGCUUCUGUGCCUUGUCAGGAAGCCCAAGGGCUUGAACACACCACACUUACAGGCAUUCUGGGUCUUUUAUUUGUACCCAUGUAUGUCUUCACCCCAUGAAUGGGCUGGGGGGAAUCAACUGACCUUGAAAAUUUCAUGCAGUGAGGGGAUGGGGUGAAGAAAGAAAUAAAUAAGUGAUUCUGAUGCUUGGGUCACCCUCAACCCCUUUACUGGCAUGGUUGGGUGGGGAGGAGGGAAGAGGCAUGAUUGUCCUGGUGGCUCAGGGUUGCAGGAGACUGGGGGGAUGCAGGAGGAGCAAAGGCCAGGCUGGAGGCUGGG